This is a messenger RNA of Vigna unguiculata (cowpea), 900 nucleotides long. The record is from RefSeq and is a predicted model, not a curated record. Lineage: Eukaryota; Viridiplantae; Streptophyta; Magnoliopsida; Fabales; Fabaceae.
AUGAUUGCUGGGGAUGGAAGCUGUUUGGAUGAUGUAGCACAAAGAUGCUGUGAAAUUGAUGCUCCAUACAGAGAACAUUUGUUUGUUUAUGCCAGAGAACUGCAAUUUCUAACCACAACUUUUUCAAAAACUCUCCCUCCGGUUCCCCCGCCCCCAAUCCCAGCCCUUCCUCGCCACGAGCCGCAGGCCCAAAAGCUUCUCCAUCCACCGCCCCCAAAGCUUCUCCUCCCGGCGCCUCUGCCCCCGCCGCUGCCAACGCCUCCGCCCCCUCCGCCGCCAACGCCUCUGCCCCAGCCUCUGCCCCCGCCGCGGCCAACGCCUCUUCCCCCACUGCCUCUUCUCCAACCGCCACUGCCCCCACCGCCAAAGACGCCUCUUCGCCCACCGCCAAAGACGCCUCUUCUCCCGCCUCUUCCCCCACCGCCACCGCACCAAAGGCCUCCACUUCUCCGGCGUCUUCUCCACCGUCUCCUUCUUCCUCCUCCUCACCUACCGAAUCCCCAACCGAAUCUCCCCCCGCUCCCGACGCCGCCGAUUCCCCUGAUACCGCAGCCGACGCCUCCAUUCCCGCUGCCGCAGCCGAUGGACCCGCGGACGGUCCCGCUGCAGAGGCUCCCGUCAGCUUCGCCCCCCACCGCAGAGUCUCCACCGCCGGAGCUGUCGCCGUGGUGUUGCUCGGCGCCGUGGCCGGGUUGAUGGUGUAGAGAUCCGUCAGUUUUGUAUGGUUAGGGUUUACUUUUAUCGUUGGUACGAGGUUGUGUGGAGUUGGAGUUAGAAAGACAGCGAAGAUUUGUUUUUAUUAUUGUGAUUCUUAUUAACGUCGUGUUGAUAGUGACUUUUGGGAGAUCUUCAUUAGGGUUCUUGUACUCUCUGAAACUGAUACUACCAUCAUAUUAUUUA